Rotaria sordida is the source of this 1134-nucleotide messenger RNA. NCBI's taxonomy places the organism in Eukaryota, Metazoa, Rotifera, Eurotatoria, Philodinida, Philodinidae. The record is from the annotation of a GenBank genome assembly.
AUGUAUAGAUAUGGUGUUGAAUAUCUAUUUCGAUUUUAUACAUAUGGCGUAGAAAAACAUUUUCGUCAACAUGUAUUUGCAGAUUUUCAACAAGAAACUCUUUGUGAUCAUGAAGCUGGUCAAUUAUGUGAUUUAGAAAAAUUCUGGGCAUUUUUAAAAUAUUCUCGAGAAAAACCAAAAAUCAAUUCAAAACUUGAAGAAAUUUUAAAAAAAUAUAAAAAUCUUGAAGAUUUUCGUGUUGAUGGCGCAUCAUUUCCACAACAAUUUUUUCCAACAAAAUCAAAUUAUACAUUCGAAGCAAUUGCUGCUGCAGUAGCAAAGAACAGUGAUGCAUCAAAUUCAUUAAAACCCAAUGGUGAACAAUAUCUGAACGGUGCUCAUACUUUUUCAAAUGGAUUUCGAUUUAUCGUUUUAGGAAGAAUUGAUAUUGGUUUAGCUAUUGUUGGUGGUGUGAUUAAUUUUGAUGAUGGUCAUCGAGAUGUUAUUUUUGAUCAUUUUCAAGGUGUUAAACUAGAUGUUAUUGAAGAAGGAACUCAUUUUAUGAUUUCAUGGCUUCAUAGACCAAUUAUAUUUGAUAUUCGUACACGACCACGAUCUGUUCCAUCAAUAACAGAAAUAAAAGAUAUAAAAGCUAGAAGAGAACAGUCAACUUCAGGAGAGAGGCGAACAUGGGGAAAAUAUUCACAAACAAUUAAUAUAAUAUUACGUAUUCUUUAUCGACCAAGAGCUGAACUUUCACCAAAAAUUUUUUUGCAAAUUUGGUCUCAAUUUGAUGCUUUUGAAUUGAUUACACAACGUACACUUAUUUCUCAACGUACACAUUUAAGUUUUAGACCUGAAUUUACAAGUGCUGUUGAAUUAAAACAAGUUGCACAACAAGAUGUUGGAAAACAACGAUUUUUAGUCGAAAAAACGGAACAAAGUCGUCGAGCAAAUGUUAUUGCAGCAGAAGGUGAUACUCGUGCAGCUGAUUUGAUUGGCAAAGUUUUAGAUGAAGUUGGUGAUGGUUUGAUCGAACUUCGACGAAUUGAAGCCGCUGAAGGUAUUACAAAUCAAUUAUCAAAAUCAAGAAAUAUCGUCUAUUUACUACAUGGUUCUCAAAUGUUACUUAACAUUACCGGUGCUAUGCAAUAA